Molecule: messenger RNA, 1071 nt
Organism: Xenia sp. Carnegie-2017
Lineage: Eukaryota; Metazoa; Cnidaria; Anthozoa; Malacalcyonacea; Xeniidae
Product: probable RNA-binding protein 18
Exons: 4
Coding region: 42-599 (185 amino acids)
Biological process (GO): mRNA splicing, via spliceosome
Cellular component (GO): precatalytic spliceosome
Molecular function (GO): mRNA binding; snRNA binding
Source: RefSeq, a predicted model, not a curated record
UCUAAAAUAAAUAUGGCGGAAAUUUGAGAAUUAAAAAAAUAAUGGCAAACUGUGAAAGGAAAAGUCAAAAGAAACUAUGGAUUGGAAACUUAGAUAAAAGAUUGACUGAAUACAAUCUCCUCAAGAUAGUUCAAUGUUAUGGUGAAAUUGAGAAUUUCGAAUAUUUGUUUCACACAACUGGCCCUAACAAAGGAGAACCAAGGAGCUUUUGCUUUGUCGAGUAUAAAAGAAUAGAGGAUGCAAAUAAAGCAAUAGAAAGAUUAAAUGGAAAAAAGAUCAUGUCUCAUGCUGUGUGUGUUCGUUGGGCAAAUAAAAGUGCUCUCGGAGAAGAAAAAGCAGAAACUCUUCCCAGAAGAAAGGAGGAGACUUGUCAAAAGCAAAGAAAUGAAUUAUUAAGUCGUGAUGAAAAAAUCAAAGCGAUCGAACAAAAGCUUAUAUUGAUGCAGGAUUCAGAUAAAUGUAAAAAGCCACCCGUCGUUUUUCGUGGAAAACAUCCCAUGCUCGUAAAAACAGGAAAACAGACAGAGAUAAAUGCAAAGAAAGACAGAGCAGUAAAACGAAGAGUUCCCUACUCCACUUCGAAGAAUGGAAACCGCUAAAAACGUCGUAAAAUUUUUUGUCGUUUAAGCAGGAUUACCAGACGGUCAGUCACCACGCGUUUCUUGGGUAUCCCAUGGAGUGAAGCGUACAGAAAAUUAUGGAAAAUUGAAAUCAAGGUUUGCCAAACUGUAUAAAUACGCGCUCUUUCUAAUCGAUCAUUUAUCAGCAAAAUUAGCUACACGUUUCAAUCAAGUGCCAUAUCUCCUCCACUCGUACUCAGUGCUUUGCACAUAAAGAUUAUUUAUAUAAUUUAUAAUCUCUAUGACUUUGCACACACCGGAGAGCGCCUUUGUGUAAAUCAUUUGCUUUCUGCUUCCCAAGGACAUAAACAUUGCUUGUUAUCUUAAAUACGAAAGCUCUGUGUCGAUAAAAGCUAUUUUUUAGUUACAUUUCUUAUAGUUUCACCCAGAAACACGCAAGUAAUCUACAAAAUAUAUUGUGAUGUUGAAUAGUGGAAACAUCGAAAAGUCA